Molecule: messenger RNA, 899 nt
Organism: Erinaceus europaeus (western European hedgehog)
Lineage: Eukaryota; Metazoa; Chordata; Mammalia; Eulipotyphla; Erinaceidae
Product: glutathione S-transferase omega-2
Exons: 6
Coding region: 16-762 (248 amino acids)
Biological process (GO): glutathione metabolic process; L-ascorbic acid metabolic process
Cellular component (GO): cytoplasm
Molecular function (GO): glutathione dehydrogenase (ascorbate) activity; glutathione transferase activity
Source: RefSeq, a predicted model, not a curated record
ACUGUGAGCACAGACAUGCUGGAGAUCCUGGGGGACGACUCGUCUAAGACCUUGGGGAAAGGAAGCCCGCUUCCGGGCCCGGUCCCAGAAGGUCUGAUCCGCAUCUACAGCAUGAGAUUCUGCCCGUAUGCGCACAGGACACGUCUGGUCCUCCGCGCCAAAGGCAUCAGACAUGAAGUUAUCAACAUUAACCUGAGAAACAAGCCUGAGUGGUACUAUACCAAGCACCCUUUUGGCCAAAUUCCUGUCUUGGAGAACAGCAAAUGUCAACUGAUCUAUGAAUCUGUUAUCGCCUGUGAGUACCUGGAUGAUGCCUAUCCGGGAAGGAAGCUGUAUCCAUAUGACCCCUAUGAGCGAGCUCGCCAGAAGAUGCUAUUGGAGCUAUUCUGUAAGGUCCCACAGUUGACCAAGGACUGUCUGGUAGCAUUGAGAAGCGGGCGAGAAUGCACUGACCUGAAGCUAGCCCUGCGGCAGGAAUUCUGCAACCUUGAAGAGAUUCUGGGCUAUCAGAACACCAUCUUCUUUGGUGGGGACUGUAUAUCCAUGAUCGACUACCUCUUUUGGCCUUGGUUUGAGCGGCUGGAUGUAUAUGGAAUAUCCGACUGUUUGAACCACACACCAGCCCUGCGGCUCUGGACAGCGGCCAUGAAACAGGACCCCACAGUGUGCUCUCUUCUCAUAGAUAAGAAUGUUUUCCUGGGCUUCUUGAAUCUCUAUUUUCAGAACCACCCUGAUGCCUUUGACUAUGGGCUAAACUGCUGAGCUUCACCGUCACCCUGCCACAUUCCAGAAUUCCCAAAUCUGCUGUGACUCUGCACCUGGAAUUGUUUGGGUGGGUCAAUCAAUCUCUAUUCAUAGGUCCCUAAUAAACAUGGAGACAGAAAAUGUAUUCUUUCUUA